Messenger RNA from Prunus mume (Japanese apricot), 867 nucleotides. Lineage: Eukaryota; Viridiplantae; Streptophyta; Magnoliopsida; Rosales; Rosaceae. The record is from RefSeq and is a predicted model, not a curated record.
UGCUCAUUGCAUGCAAUUUACAGGCCAACGCAGCAUCUGGUAUGGCUGUGCAUGAUGAUUGCAAAUUGAAGUUUUUGGAGCUUAAGGCCAAGAGGACCUACCGCUCAAUUGUUUUCAAGAUUGAGGAGAAGCAAAAGCAAGUUGUGGUGGAAUCUGUUGGUGAACCAACAGAGACCUAUGAGCAGUUCGCCGGAAAACUUCCCGCUGAUGAAUGCCGUUAUGCUGUGUUUGAUUUUGAUUUCCUUACACCAGAAGGUGUCCAGAAGAGCCGCAUAUUCUUCAUUGCAUGGUCUCCUGAUACAUCAAGGGUGAGAAGCAAGAUGAUCUAUGCAAGCUCGAAAGACAGAUUUAAGAGAGAGCUUGAUGGAAUCCAGGUUGAGUUGCAAGCGACUGAUCCGACUGAGAUUGGUCUUGAUGUCAUUAAAAGCCGUGCCAGCUAGAUAAUCAUAGGCUAUUUGGUUGGGAGUGUUCUUCCCUUCAGCCUUUUGUUACUUGCGUGGAAUGUUUAUACAUUGUGGGAUGGCGACUUGGCUAAUGAUGGCAUGAAUUUCCAAGUUUCGCCAUUGUUUCUUAUUCGUUUUGAACAAGUGUCUGUGGUUUCCGGUAUAUCAUAUGAUAUGUUUAUUUGAUAGAACCUAUUUGUUGAGUGGCUGCUUUAGUAGCCGCAUGUCAACAAACUAAUAUGUAGCUGUUUGUGGUGGGUUUAGACGACACCUUACUCUUUUCAAGUGUUGUAUAUGACCCUUGUCAUUUUACUUUGGAGCAGUAUAAAGGAGCUUGCUUUAUGACCUUCCUUCUUGCUGAUUUCUUGGCGUGUUUUGUAUUCACCGAUAUGGAUUUUUGAUCUAUCUAAUGGGCUGUUUCUCA